AUGAUCUUUCCACUCUACACCUUGCUCUGUCUCUCUGCCGUCAUCUCAGCAGGUCGAAUUCCGCAGCUCUCUCCCCAAAGCAAUGCUCAAGAGGUAUUACUGUUGAACACCAGAGUCCCCGUUCAACUCGGCGUUAUGAGCCGCUGCCCCGACGCUUUGUUAUGUGAAAGUCGGUUCAAUCAGGUUUUGGACCAAGUCAGCGACAAAGUUGACCUUUCUCUGGUCUAUGUUGCGAAGUUGGACUCUUCCCAACCCGACUUUGGUGUUUGGUGCAUGCAUGGUCCCGAUGAGUGCGCUGGAAAUGUUCAGCAGCUCUGUGUCGCGAAAUAUGCGCCCCCGGAAAAUUGGUGGGAGUUCGUUCAAUGCCAAAACUAUCAAGGCCGCGAAAAUAUUGGCGAUUCGGAUGUUGCCCUUAAAUGUGCAAAAACAGCCAGAAUCGAUUGGGAGAACGGAGGGGCAGGAUACUGCGCUGGCCUUGAUGGAAGUGGAAGGGGAAGAGAGGGAGUUCAGCUGCUCAAGGAAAGCGCAUCCCUGGGUCAAGAGUUGGGGAUAAUAAAAAGUUGCACAAUCCUCAUAAGUGGCCGGAAGGUCUGUGUCCAUGAUGGAACAUGGAAGGAGUGUGAGAAAGGACACACAGUUAAUGAUUUUGUAAGACAAAUUGAGGAAGAAUAUGAAAGGCUCAAUAGGAAAUGA
Molecule: messenger RNA, 693 nt
Organism: Laccaria bicolor S238N-H82
Lineage: Eukaryota; Fungi; Basidiomycota; Agaricomycetes; Agaricales; Hydnangiaceae
Exons: 4
Coding region: 1-693 (230 amino acids)
Molecular function (GO): oxidoreductase activity, acting on a sulfur group of donors, disulfide as acceptor
Source: RefSeq, a predicted model, not a curated record